AUGUGCCAGCCCAAGGGAGCAUCUCCUAGCAAGGAAAUCCACCAAGGAAAUCCACUAAGGAAACCCACCAAGGAAACCCACCAAGGAAAUCCAUCAAGGAAACCCACCAAGGAAAUCCACCAAGGAAAUCCACCAAGGAAAACCACCAAGGAAACCCAUCAAGGAAACCCACCAAGGAGAUCCACCAAGGAAACUCAUCAAGGGAACCCACCAAGGAAAUCCACCAAAGAAAUCCACCAAGGGAACCCACCAAGGAAAUCCACCAAGGGAACCCACCAAGGAAAUCCACCAAGGAAACCCACCAAGGAAACCCACCAAGGAAAUCCAUCAAGGAAACCCACCAAGGAAACCCACCAAGGAGAUCCACCAAGGGAACCCACCAAGGGAACCCACCAAGGAAACCCACCAAGGAGAUCCACCAAGGAAACCCACCAAGGGAACCCACCAAGGGAACCCACCAAGGGAACCCACCAAGGAAACCCACCAAGGGAACCCAUCAAGGGAACCCACCAAGAGAACCCACCAAGGGAACCCACCAAGAGAACCCACCAAGAGAACCCACCAAGGAAAUCCACCAAGGAAACCCACCAAGGAAACCCACCAAGGAGAUCCACCAAGGGAACCCACCAAGGGAACCCACCAAGGAAACCCACCAAGGGAACCCAUCAAGGGAACCCACCAAGAGAACCCACCAAGAGAACCCACCAAGGAAAUCCACCAAGGAAAUCCACCAAGGAAACCCACCAAGGAAACCCACCAAGGAAACCCAUCAAGGAAACCCACCAAGGGAACCCACCAAGGAAACCCACCAAGGAAACCCACCAAGGAGAUCCACCAAGGGAACCCACCAAGGAAACCCACCAAGGAAACCCACCAAGGAAACCCACCAAGGAAACCCACCAAGGAAACCCACCAAGGAAACCCACCAAGGAAACCCACCAAGGAGAUCCACCAAGGGAACCCACCAAGGAAACCCACCAAGGAAACCCACCAAGGAAACCCACCAAGGGAAUCCACCAAGGAAACCCACCAAGGAAACCCACCAAGGGAAUCCACUAA
Haemorhous mexicanus (house finch) is the source of this 1059-nucleotide messenger RNA. Its product is annotated as basic salivary proline-rich protein 2-like. The transcript has a single exon. The record is from RefSeq and is a predicted model, not a curated record. The coding region runs from base 1 to 1059 and encodes 352 amino acids. Lineage: Eukaryota; Metazoa; Chordata; Aves; Passeriformes; Fringillidae.